Molecule: messenger RNA, 3618 nt
Organism: Nycticebus coucang (slow loris)
Lineage: Eukaryota; Metazoa; Chordata; Mammalia; Primates; Lorisidae
Gene: ARHGAP18
Product: Rho GTPase activating protein 18
Exons: 16
Coding region: 89-2215 (708 amino acids)
Biological process (GO): regulation of small GTPase mediated signal transduction; signal transduction; regulation of actin filament polymerization
Cellular component (GO): cytoplasm
Molecular function (GO): GTPase activator activity
Source: RefSeq, a predicted model, not a curated record
UGCUAAUGAGCUGAGUUGCCAGGCAAGGCAGGAACUUAUUUCCCCUGCUCUGUGUCAGGAUCGCAGAAAUUAUGCCCCUUCUCUCACCAUGAGCUGGCUCUCCAGUUCCCAGGGAGUUGUGCUAACUGCCUACCACCCCAGCGGCAAGGACCAGGCCGUGGGGGGGAGCCAUGCCAAGGGAGGGGAGGAAGCCACCUCCAGUCGGAGACAUGGCCAGUAUACAAUGAACCAGGAAUGCACCACCAGAGUCACAGAGAAGCCUCCGUUUGAUCGAUCAAGUUCCCAGGAUUCCUUGGAUGAAGAAUCUAUGGAAGACUAUUGGACAGAACUAGAAAACAUCAAGAAAUCCCGUGAAAACCGACAAGAUCAAGAGGUGGUGGUUGUCAAAGAGCCUGAUGAGGGAGAAUUGGAAGAGGAGUGGCUUAAAGAGGCUGGUUUGUCCAAUCUCUUCGGAGAAUCUGCCGGCGAUCCCCAGGAAAGCAUGGUGUUUUUAGCCACACUGACCCGGACCCAGGCGGCAGCUGUUCAGAAGCGGGUAGAGACAGUCUCCCAAACCUUCAGGAAAAAAAACAAACAGCACCAGAUUCCUGAUGUCAGAGACAUAUUUGCUCAACAGAGAGAGUCAAAAGACAAAGCUCCAGAUGGCACUGAAUCGCAGUCAGACAGAACAAAUGAAAACAAAUACAAAGGAAGAGAUGACCAAGCCUCCAACCUCGUUGGUGAAGAAAAGCUGUUCCUACCUGAAGAUGCUCCUGCCUCUGAAACAGACAUCAACCUGGAGGUGUCAUUUGCUGAGCAAGCAGUCAGCCAGAAAGAGAGUGCCAAGGAGAAGACCCAGAAGGGCGCAGACGACAGUGCACAGUUACCUAAUUUCAGAUUGCCAAAAGACAAAACAGGGACCACCAGGAUCGGUGACCUCGCACCCCAGGACAUGAAGAAAGUUUGCCGUUUAGCUCUCAUUGAGUUGACCGCCCUCUAUGAUGUUUUGGGUGUGGAACUGAAACAACAGAAAGCUGUGAAAAUCAAAAUGAAAGAUUCUGGUCUUUUCGGGGUUCCGUUGACAGUAUUGAUAGAACAAGAUCAGAGGAAAGUACCAGGAACUCGAAUACCCCUGAUCUUUCAAAAACUGAUUUCUCGAAUUGAAGAAGGUGGUUUGGGAACUGAAGGCCUCUUACGAAUACCUGGAGCUGCCAUGAGAAUCAAGAAUCUUUGCCAAGAACUGGAAGCAAAGUUUUAUGAGGGGACUUUUAAUUGGGAAAGUGUCAAGCAGCAUGACGCCGCCAGCCUGCUGAAGCUCUUCAUCCGGGAGCUGCCCCAGCCUUUGCUCAGCGUGGAAUAUCUCAAAGCCUUCCAGGCUGUCCAGAGUCUUCCCACCAGGAAGCAGCAGUUACAGGCUCUGAACCUCCUUGUCAUCCUCCUGCCCGAUGUGAACAGGGACACGCUGAAGGCUCUGCUUGAAUUUCUCCAAAGAGUAAUAGAUAAUAAAGAGAAGAAUAAAAUGACCAUCAUGAAUGUAGCAAUGGUCAUGGCCCCGAAUCUCUUUAUGUGUCAUGCAUUUGGUUUGAAGUCCAGUGAACAGCGAGAAUUUGUAAUGGCCGCUGGAACAGCAAAUAUCAUGCACUUACUGAUUAAGAAUCAAAAACUCCUGUGGACAAUUCCCAAGUUUAUUAUCAACCAAGUGCGGAAACAAAACACUGAAAAUCAUAAAAAGGAUAAAAAAGCCAUGAAGAAACUGCUGAAGAAAAUGGCUUAUGACCGAGAAAAAUACGAAAAGCAAGAUAAGAAUACAAAUGACGAUCUUGCAUGGGCAGCUGCAGAAGACCUGGACUUUGUCCAGGUUUGGGUAAGUGCACUCUGUAGCUGUCCACGGAGGGUGCAGGCGAGAACAGCGGGACUUCUGAGGCUGGUGGUUAGGCCCUCCUUGGCACUUUCACAGGCUGACGUUCCUCAGGGAGUGAUUCGAGUGCAAGCUCCCCAUCUUUCCAAAGUUUCCAUGGCAAUACAGCUUACUGAAGAACUGAAAGCCAGUGAUGUACUUGCCAGGUUUCUCAGCCAAGAAAGUGGGGUUGCCCAGACACUCAAGAAAGGAGAAGUUUUCUUGUAUGAAGUUGGAGGAAAUAUUGGGGAACGCUGCCUGGAUGAUGACACGUACAUGAAGGACUUGUAUCAGCUCAAUCCGAAUGCUGAGUGGGUUAUAAAAUCAAAGCCGUUGUAGAGGAGGGAGCAGGUUGCAGCUAACCAACCUUGCGGACUUCUGUAAUAAUUCUUGCUGAGUCAAGAAUGUAAAUAAAAGAAAUGGCAGGACUCUUCUUCAACUGUACCCAACUAUUAAAAAGUGACACUCUCAAGCCUUAAAAAGUUAUAGAUUCGUGCUGCUGCCAGAAUUAUGUUAACUGUUAUUAUUAUUAUAAAACAAAUAUUUGCAGAGUGAGAAGAAAGAGGCUUAAUUCACUUAUGGGCUAUUUUUGUACUCUCUGAAAUGUGUCCAGAUGUGAUACCAUUUUUUUAAUAUGAAAAUAAUACUCUCUUUCUACUCACUUUUUUCUCCUAAAAUCAUACAUCCCAUAAUGCUUGCUUUCUUCCCUUUCUUAACUGCUUCACCUCUGCCCUCCCCCACUUAGGUUAGCUUUUUAAAGAAAAAGACAAAUACCAGGCUUGGCGAGCUGCGAAGACAGCACAUAUUAAAACAUACCUAAUUUCACAGUAUUCCUGUCGCUGGAAUGUUAGCAUUCAGCCCUUUGAAUCAUUUGUUCCAAUAAUAACAUUCUGCUGCUUCUUGCUGUAUCACAUGAGGUGAUUUGCAUUCUUUUUUCAGUUCAUCUGACAUAUGUGCACAGAACUGUAUCCUCCGUCAAGGAAAGAGGACUGUCAGAGCUGCUGGUUAUUACCCAACCAUUAAAUCCUGAUAGCCUAAGAAUAAAUAAAAUAUACCCACGUGAAAUAACUGGAUUACGGAUAAAAACAGAGGGAGGGCCAGAUCACUUUGUGUAUGCUAUGUUCUUCCAAAUGGAAUUGAAAGAGUCAUAGGUGGCUUUACCUCUGGGCACAUGAGCAUUAGAAAUAUGCAGGGUGGUGCAAUCCAGUAGUGGUUGAAUAAUAUAAUAUAGUCUACUUAAGGAGGGAAUUUUUUUUUUUAUUCUUCUGGGUAUAACACGGUCAUGUGAACAAGCUUUUCUUUGUGUACUUAUUUUAAAUUAUCAGAGUCCAUUUAUUAAAAUGUUACGGAAAGUACCAUUCCCAGGGAUCUGAGUGCAGGGACCGUAUUGUGAUGAGAGAGGAGUCUCUGUCCUGUAAAUAAGAGAAAUGAAGGAAGAGCGAACUGUUAAAUAUUUUAUGAGUUUAGAGUGUAGUAAAUAAAAGGUGAUGUACAUGAAUGCUGCACAAACUGUGUUUAUGAUACUUUUAGUAGUGCUUUAGGAAAAAUUACACAUUCUCAGAAGCUCUUGAUGUCAUUCUAAUUAGGAGAGAAAAUGCUGUUAAUGAGAACAGUCAUAAAUUUUUAGCAUAUAAUUACAAGAGCAGCCUGUGGAUAUAUGAUCACUUAAAUAAUAAUUUUGUGGUGAUUUGUGCCAUUGUUUUUUUUAUUUAGAAGGAAAUUUUAUAAUUAAAUGUCUUUUU